Aspergillus glaucus CBS 516.65 is the source of this 1548-nucleotide messenger RNA. RefSeq lists its product as uncharacterized. The record is from RefSeq and is a predicted model, not a curated record. Lineage: Eukaryota; Fungi; Ascomycota; Eurotiomycetes; Eurotiales; Aspergillaceae. Bases 1 to 1080 code for a protein of 359 amino acids. The transcript has 3 exons.
AUGAAUCCGGUCCAAUUCCACCCCAGCCCCGUCAAAGACGGCCGGCGAGUGCUCGGCGAGAAACCCGCCAACGCGUAUCUGUCGCCUGCGCGCAAUCGGAUUAUCGACGCAGCUACAUCGCCCGUCAAACGCCCUCUCUUUGACCAGAGAUACCCCUCGUCACCGAAGAAGCUCCUCCCGUCGCCAUCCUUUGGUCUUGCGGGCCAGAAACGCACCAUCGACCAGGUUGAUCCGGUUCCGGUAAACAAAGGCAGUUUGCAUGUUGUUCGGGAAGAGGAAGAGACGCGGUCUACUGGGGUUGAUGCUGCUAGGUUAAACCAGAAGGAAACGGAAUCUGAACCUGAACCCCGGGACGCGAUGUAUACGUCUAGACCACAGGAACAAAAGCAAACAUCGCCAAUUGAAUCCCGACAGGAUGUCCCUUCAACGGACGUGUCGAAUAACCCGACGCGAACAAUUCCAGAGGACCCAGAGACGCGCAAGGUGUUUAUCCAAGAGAAAGCAACCCUUCUUCGUACCAGAAUCCAAAGCGCCAUGCGCCACGUCAGAGAUCACCAAUUCGACCGCCGGUUGUCAGAGCUAGAAGCUCACAGUCGCAAAUACCUUCGAUUAACCAAAACACCCCAACAAACCCGUACUCUACCAAGAACUACAUCAAACGUUACCGCCGCUGCAUCACCUCUUCCAGAACCCGAAGCAGAAGAAACUACCCCGCGAUCCCUCCAACCCGCUCCAGAACUGAAAGCACGCGUCGAAGAAGCCCCCACAUCAAACAACAACAAAGAUGACAACGCGGGUUUAUCCUCUCCUCCCCUAUCCACAAACAAUACAACCAAUGAUCCAAUGAAGACCCCAACUCAACAGACAUACCAAUAUGAUCGCUCGGGCGCACCAGGGUCACCAAUGCAGUUGAGUAGCCCGCCCGCUAGUAUCUCGCGCGACAGAACCGACCAGCACGAGGGGGACAGAGAUAACCACGACACCGAAGAUGUCACAAGAACGCCAUCCCAACAAGGAGAUGCCGUGGACGGACUGCUCAAGCUCAUGAAUACUGCUGAAAGGCGCGAGCAUUCGGCUUGAUAUAAUUGUUUCAUGCCCCAUGUCUCUUCAGGUUUUUUUUUUUUUUGAUUGGGAGGAUUAUUGCAUAUACCCUUGUUAUUGGUAUUGUUAUUGACACAGAAGUAAAGUGGGAAAGACAGAAAAAAGCGUUGCGUUGACUGAGUGCAUAUAUAUUUAUCUUGCAUACAUACUGGCUCGAGUUUUGUUUGUACAAUGCUUAGCAGGAGCCAUGGUGGAUGAUACUAUAAUCAGUGGGAACUGUAUAUUAUAGGAGUCAGGAGUAUAGAUGGUUACAAUUUUGUGCAUCGAAUAAAUCGAAUCGAUUUGAAUAGAUCUAUAAACUGACCAAUAAGAUCACACCUAAAUGUACAAUAGCAACAGCAAUAUACACAUCACCUGCAAGUACUCCUACUCCAUGCAGGUACAUUACCUCACCUUCUUCAACUUAUUCCUCUUCCUCCCCAGCACAUCUCUCCCCUCCUCAAUCUC